Molecule: messenger RNA, 355 nt
Organism: Symbiodinium necroappetens
Lineage: Eukaryota; Dinophyceae; Suessiales; Symbiodiniaceae
Source: the annotation of a GenBank genome assembly
GCAGCAACUCGAUCGGCUGGACGGCCGACAGCGGCUUCUCUCCAGCGCUUCUGCGGGCGCUGCGAUGCCCGAAGCUGCUCCUCAUCGAUGCCCGAAAGGUGCGCCGGUCGACGGGCACCUUUUCACCCCGAGAGAGGGCAUCUGCCAACUGGCGAUCAUUGGCUACGGUUCUUGGGCCGAGCGCCCCGGCUGGGCGGAAGGCAUCCCAUCGAGUGCUGUGCUUUGUCCUGGGCAGGUGAUCGUGCUUCGUCAGGCACCGCCCCAGCGUAAUUCCAUUGCCUUCAUUGCCGGCUACCUUUGUGGCUAUGCCUGCUCUGUCUGCUCUCGACAUCUGAUAUCGACCGAACGAGCAUGA